Molecule: messenger RNA, 2496 nt
Organism: Lampris incognitus (smalleye Pacific opah)
Lineage: Eukaryota; Metazoa; Chordata; Actinopteri; Lampriformes; Lampridae
Gene: crppa
Product: CDP-L-ribitol pyrophosphorylase A
Exons: 10
Coding region: 94-1380 (428 amino acids)
Biological process (GO): isoprenoid biosynthetic process; protein O-linked glycosylation via mannose
Cellular component (GO): cytosol
Molecular function (GO): D-ribitol-5-phosphate cytidylyltransferase activity
Source: RefSeq, a predicted model, not a curated record
CCCGGAAGUGAUGGACCCAAACGGACGGCGGGGAGCAGCUGCUCGGACUGCCAGGUGAUAAAAUGACGUGAAGUUCCCCAGAAGGCAGGUGACAUGGAAGGGCCCGGUAAUCCGGGGCGUUUCGUGACAACUGAGGCCGGGCCGAGCGAUGAUAAAGCGGGGAACUCCUGUGUAGACUUUCCGGUUGCUGUGGUUCUCCCCGCCGGCGGCACGGGAGAGAGGACGGGGCUGCAGACGCCGAAACAGUUCUGCACCUUCCUCAACAGACCGCUCAUAAGCUACACCAUUCAGGCUUUCGAGAGGGUGCCAUGGAUUGAAACCAUCGUCGUCGUGAUUUCUGAAGAAAGCACAGAUCUGAUGACGGACAUCAUCUACCGCUUCCAACACAGAAAAGUCAGAGUGGUGCAAGGUGGUUCUACCCGUCAUCGUUCAAUUUGCAAUGGAGUCCAAGCUCUCAACCAGGGGCCUGUUAGAAAACCAAAGGUGGUCAUCAUCCAUGAUGGAGUACGGCCUUUUGUGGAAGAGGAACUGCUGUAUAAGAUAACAAUGGCUGCAAAGGAGCAAGGGGCGGCGGGAGCGAUCCGACCCCUGGUCUCCACGGUCAUAGCCACCACCUCGGAGGGCUUCCUGGACCAUUCACUGGACAGAGCCAAGUACAGGGCCAGUGAGAUGCCGCAGGGCUUCCUGUAUGACGUCAUCUACCAAGCCUAUCAGAGGUGCAGCGAAUCAGAUUUUGAGUUCGGCACCGAGUGUCUCCAUCUGGCCCUGCAGUACUGUGGAACCAACGCCAAACUUAUCGAGGGCCCGCCGACUCUUUGGAAGGUGACCUACAAACGAGAUCUGGCUGCUGCAGAGUCAAUUAUCAAAGAGACGCUGUCCAGGUCGGUCUGCAUCAUCGCAGGUGGAUCAGCACAGGCUACGGCGCUGGCUGACGCCCUCCAACAGGCUAUGGCAUCUUUGGACAUGGUACAAGAGUUGGACAUCAUCCCAGACCUGAUGGGAGACAACGCCAGGUGUCUGUCAAGAGACUGGAACUUUGUCCAGGUUUCUGUGAGCAGUCCUCGUCCCUGUGAGGUGGAGGCCAUCAUAAGAGCUCUGGAAGCAGCGGAACGAACCGUCUUACACCCGGCGGUUCUUGUUUGGGUGCAUUUGAACGUUUCGGAUGGGCCAUUCAUCAGCCAGAGAAGGGAAGAGACGGCAGCGAUCGCGGAGCUGGCUUCAGUCGCCAAAUCCAGAAACGUUCUGCUUUACGGGGUCCGGCUUCAUCGCUCGCAGGAGGCAGCUAGUUGGGAGAGGUCAGUGGGCAGGUUGACUGAGAUCAUCUCGGCCCUCAUCCGGGACAGGAGCACCGCCCUGGUGGGACAACUGCUGCAAGCAUAAAGGGAACCAGGCGGCACCAGAACCCCCCUUCCUCACCACACCCCAACAACCCCCUGACCUGUACCUUCAAACCCGGGACAUCUCCCACGAGACCCAAGUGUCUCGUGGGAGAUGUCAAGGGAUGCUGGGAGACGUGGGAGAUGUUGGAAGGACGUGUUGGACGUGGGAGAUGUGGGAGAUGUUGGGGGAGGGCCAAGUGGGGAGCAUGCCUUCCCGCUUGGCCCUCCCCCAACAAGACCACCAGAACCAGACGCAAGCUACAGUAUUACAUCACCCUCUGUUUCCCUGUCCAGAAUCUAUUCUGUCAUCAUUGGUUUUCAGGGAAGAACUUCACAGGAUUGGAUAUUGUCUGUGAAUACAAGCCUCUCCUCUUGCCCCGUCACCUCAGCACAGCACAGAUCCGGGUAACACUUUAAUUACGGUCCUUUGAUAAGCAUCCGUUAAUGGGUAAUAAGGCCCUUAUAAGGAAGGCAAGAUGAAUUUAUUUGUCUAGUACAUUUCUGCAACAAGGCAAUUCAAAGUGUUUACAUACAACAUAAAAGGCAUUAAGACAAAAUGUAAAAGCAUUGGAAGGUAAUAAGAAGACAAUUAAAAACAAAUAAGAGUAAAAGUUACAGUGCAAUGUAAGAUGAUAAUCAAAAGCUUCUAAUUUGAUUUAAUAAAAGGCUGCAGCAAAGAGGGAAGUCUUCAGCCUUAAUUUAAAAGAACUUCGAGUUCUCAGAAUCCACCGGAGCACAAACUAGGAGUCAUCAGGACGCUGGACCACCGAGCUGACAACGUCCCCACCGACACAGCGGCCGGGGAAGAGGAGAAGUCCCACAUGAAACAGGUCCUGGUUCAGUGUGGUGAUCCAGACUGGGCGCUUGUCCAAACCAGGAAGACCCCAGACAGUGCAGCACCCGAUGGAGGAGAGGAGCAGGACAACAGCUGCCUCAGAGUAAACCGGUGGGGAGUCCGUAUGUGGAGGGAGUGUCGGAACAGUUGAGACAGGUAUUUUCCAAACACCGCGUCUCAGUUGCUUUCAAACCCCAAACCACACUGCACCAGAAGGUGGUCUACCCCAAGGACCAGGUCCCCCGGGACAACCAGAGCAACAUAGUGUAGCUGCUAGGUGCC